Numida meleagris (helmeted guineafowl) is the source of this 2101-nucleotide messenger RNA. It is a transcript of the gene NFIX, whose product is annotated as nuclear factor I X. The record is from RefSeq and is a predicted model, not a curated record. Gene Ontology annotation, molecular function: DNA-binding transcription factor activity, RNA polymerase II-specific; RNA polymerase II cis-regulatory region sequence-specific DNA binding. The transcript has 9 exons. Bases 148 to 1443 code for a protein of 431 amino acids. NCBI's taxonomy places the organism in Eukaryota, Metazoa, Chordata, Aves, Galliformes, Numididae. Gene Ontology annotation, biological process: regulation of transcription by RNA polymerase II. Gene Ontology annotation, cellular component: nucleus.
GCGGUGGGCGGGGCAAACGCGGCGCUUCCCGGCGGCAAAAGUGCGGCGGGCGCCGAACUUCGGCCAAACUUUCCCCGCUUCGCCGCCAGCCCGGUCCCGGUCCCGGUUCCCUGCCCGCCAUGCCCCGCCGCGGCUGACACCGCCGCCAUGUACUCCCCGUACUGCCUCACCCAGGAUGAGUUCCACCCCUUCAUCGAGGCACUGCUGCCCCACGUCCGGGCCUUCUCCUACACCUGGUUUAACCUGCAGGCCCGCAAGCGCAAGUACUUCAAGAAGCACGAGAAGCGGAUGUCAAAGGAGGAGGAGCGCGCUGUCAAGGACGAGCUGCUGGGCGAGAAGCCCGAGGUCAAGCAGAAGUGGGCCUCGCGCCUCCUGGCCAAGCUGCGCAAGGACAUCCGGCCCGAGUGCCGUGAGGACUUCGUGCUCUCCGUCACUGGCAAGAAGGCGCCGUGCUGUGUCCUCUCCAACCCCGACCAAAAGGGGAAGAUCCGCCGCAUCGACUGCUUGCGGCAGGCCGACAAGGUGUGGCGGCUCGACCUGGUGAUGGUCAUCCUCUUCAAGGGCGUCCCGCUGGAGAGCACCGACGGCGAGCGCCUGGCUAAGGCGCCGCAGUGCGCCAGCCCCGGGCUCUGUGUGCAGCCCCACCACAUCGGCGUCACCAUCAAGGAGCUUGAUCUCUAUCUGGCCUUCUUUGUGCAGGCGCCUGACUCCGGACAAUCCGAUAGCUCCAACCCCCAGGGCGAUGCAGACAUCAAACCUCUGCCAAACGGGCACCUGAGCUUCCAGGACUGCUUCGUGACAUCGGGUGUCUGGAACGUGACAGAGCUGGUGAGGGUGUCCCAGACCCCUGUGGCUACGGCGUCAGGCCCCAACUUCUCGCUGGCUGACCUGGAGAGCCCGGGGGGCUACUACAACAUCAGCCCCGUCACCCUCGGCCGCCGGCCUCUGGGGCCCCCCACUGCCAGCGGCCCAAAGCGUCCCAAGGCGCUGGACGAGGGGGACCUGGAGGGCCCUGGGGAUGACGUCUUCUACCCUGGGCCAGGGCGGUCCCCAGCCCCUGGCAGCAGCCAGGGGCCCUGGGGGGGGGAUGUGGACACCGGCCCAGCCACGCUGAAGAAGUCAGGAAAGUUGGAUUUCUGCAGUGCGCUGUCAGGGCACGGUGCCAGCCCCCGCAUGGCCUUCGGCCACCACCCACUGCCUGUCCUGGCCGGCGUCCGCCCCGGACUCGCUCAAGGACUUCGUGCAGUUCGUCUGCGCCGACGGUGCCGCACAGGGCCCCCAGCAUUCACAGCGCCCGGCACCGCCACUGCCCCCCGCUUUGUCGGCCUCGGACCCCGCGACAGCAACUUUCUGAGCCUGCCCCAGCAGCAGGUACGGAACCCCCCGGGACUUCCCCCAGUACAGACCGCCUCAGAACCUUCUGGAGCCCCCAGGACCUUCUGAAACCUCCCAUGAGGCCUCAGGGACCCCUGGGGCCCUUUGAAACCGCCUCCCAGAAUCUCUCUAAUUCCCUCAGGAACCUCACCAGGACCUCUCAGCCCCCACUCAGGACCUUUCUAGUCCCUCCUUCAGGAGUUCCCCAGGCUGCCUCUGAGGACUGCCCCUGCCUCAGUCCUUGCUAAUUGGGGUCCUUAAUGAGGUGUAGGCCUUCAUCCCCAUCACAUAGGCCCUGGUCUGUUGCCAUGGGCAACAAACCAUGACGUCACUGCCGGCCUAGGGAACAAUGGGGGGCGUGGCCUGGUGUCGCCCUAGCAGCACCCCACCCUCACACUGCGGGGGCCCCCCUUAGUGGGGUGCCCCAUUGGCCCCCGGACACCCGUGGCACGACGCCCGAUUGGCUGCCUGCCCCGUGGUGCUGGCGGCUGAUUGGCUGGCAGCAGAGGAGGUGAUAGCGCCGGCUCCGAGCCAAUGGGAAGGGGGGCUGUGGGAGGGCGGCACCUGAUUGGCUGGCAGCUGGCGGCACUUGGCAGGCUUUGGGCGCUGCGGCGGGAUGGCGUGUGGUGAUUGGCCGAGCGUGAUGGUGCGGUGGUGGAGCAGCCAAUGGGAGGUGGUGGCGGUGGGCGGGGUUUGGAGUGGGCACGUGGGGGAUGUGUGGGGUGGG